AUGAAGGUGCGCGGGGCCGGGCCGGGGGCGGCGGCCGGGGGGGCGCGGAGGGGCGCGGGGCCGCGGCGAGCGGGGCUGGAGCCCCCCGGGGGUCCCGGAGCGGACGGAGCCCGGCUCUCGGGGCUGCUCAGGAGGAUGCACUUGUUCCGGAGCUCCAGCUACGACGUGCGGCUGGAGGGGGCCGGGGGGAGCCUGCCCCGCAUCCAGGGCAUCCGCUGGACCCCGCUCCUGGACUCGGAAUCCAGCCUGGACUAUGGCCACAGCAUCACCCAGGCAUCCUCGGAGAAGAUCUGGAGGGCAGGCAAGCUCCUCUUCGCCCACCUGAGCAGCUCCCAGCCCAGCCUCAUCCGCGACCACAAGCACCACCUGCGGCACCACCGGCAGUGCUGCUCGGGGAAGGACUUGGUGGAUUGGCUGCUGAGCGCCGGCGCGGCCGUGCAGACGCGCGGCCAGGCCGUGGGCAUCGGGCAGGUGCUGGUGGACAGCGGGGUCCUGACACACGUGAGGCAGGAGUGGCACUUCCAGGACAAGGACACGCAGUUUUACCGCUUUGCCGAGCUGGAGCUGAGCCCCGAGCCCGGCGCGGGGCCGCGGGACCCCGAGGAGCUGCUGGAGGCUCUGGGGUUCCUGGCACAGCUGGGCCCUGACGCGCUGCUCUCCAUGGCCCUGCGCAAGCCGCCUGCCCAGCGCACUCAGGACGAGCUGGAGCUGAUCUUUGAGGAGCUGCUCCACAUCAAAGCCGUGGCUCAUCUCUCCAACUCGGUGAAGCGGGAGCUGGCGGCCGUGCUGAUGUUUGAGGGGCACCAGCGUGCAGGCACCGUCCUGUUCAGCCAAGGUGACAAAGGCACCUCCUGGUACAUCAUCUGGAAGGGCUCGGUCAACGUGGUCACCCACGGCAAGGGCUUGGUGGCCACCCUGCACGAGGGGGAUGAUUUUGGGCAGCUGGCGCUGGUGAACGACGCCCCACGGGCGGCCACCAUCCUCCUGCGCGAGGACAAUUGUCACUUCCUGCGCGUGGACAAGCAGGACUUCAACCGCAUCCUCAAGGACGUGGAGGCCAACACGGUGCGGCUGAAGGAGCACGGCAAGGUGGUGCUGGUGCUGCAGAAGGACCUGCAGGGGGGCAGCGGCCAGGCGGCCUCGGCACGGAGCAGCAGGUACCUGGUGAUGGCUGGGACACCUGAGAAGAUCCUGGAGCACCUGCUGGAGUUCAUGAGGCUCGAUGCCACCCUCUACGACCCCGUGGACACGCUGCUGGGGGAUUUCCUGCUCACCUACACCGUGUUCAUGCCGACCUCGCAGCUCUGCCGGGCCCUGCUGCACCAUUUCCGCGCGGAGCCGCUGGAGGGCUCGGAGCAGGACAAGGCCUCCUAUUCCCUGCGGAAACGGCGCAAAAUCCUGCGGCUCGUCAGCCAGUGGGUGCUGCUCUACGGGCGGCUGCUGCAGGGCGACCGCAGCACCAUGGCACUGCUGCAGAACCUGGCGGACCUGGCGAGCCAGGACCCUCAGCUGGGCGGGCUGUGCCAGGAGCAGGGCCAGGAGCGGCGGCGACCCCGAGCGCUGGAGAAUGGUGAUGGCAGCGUGUCCCCCCAGCCCAAGGCGCGGAGCUCGGGAAUGUGGCUCGGGAGCCCUGAGGAGGCGAUCCUGGAGAGCACCUGCGCCCUGCGAGCGCAGGACAAAGUGCCCUACGAGAUCUUCAGGGCCGACCACUCGUGCCUGGUGUCGGUGCUGCCCGUCAACGCCGCCGUGCGGGACGUGCUGCGGGCGCUGGCGCCGCGGCUGCGCCAGGACCGGGAGCACGUCCUGGUCAAGGUGAACUCGGCCGGAGAGCGAGCAGUGCUGCCGCAGGACGCCGUGGGGGUGUUCACGGCGCUGGGCCUCAACGAGAGGCUCUUUGUGGUCAGCAGGGAUGAGCUGGGCAGCCUGACCCCCCACCCUGAGCAGCUGGGCCCCCACGCCGGUGCCUCGGACACCCUGGACCUGAUCAGCUCCAAGGACCUGGCCAGCCACCUCACCGACUACGACUGGAACCUCUUCAAGAGCAUCCACCAGGUGGAGAUGAUUCACUACAUCGUGGGGCCUCACAAGUUCCACGAGGUGGCCACGGCCAACCUGGCCCGGAUGCUGCGGCGCUUCAACGAGCUGCAGUUCUGGGUGGCCACCGAGCUGUGCCUGUGCCCCGAGCUCGGGCGGCGCGCGCAGCUCCUGCGCAAGUUCAUCAAACUGGCGGCACACCUCAAGGAGCAGAAGAACCUGAAUUCCUUCUUCGCGGUGAUGUUUGGUGUGAGCAACACGGCCGUGACUCGCCUGGCCAAGACCUGGGAGAGGCUGCCCCACAAGAUCCGGAAGCUGCAUUCAGCCCUAGAGAGGAUGCUGGACCCCUCGUGGAACCACCGUGUCUAUCGCCUGGCCGUGGCCAAGCUGAGCCCCCCCAUCAUCCCCUUCGUGCCCCUGCUGCUCAAAGACAUGACCUUCAUCCACGAGGGCAAUCGCACCCUGGCCGAGAACCUCAUCAACUUCGAGAAGAUGCACAUGAUGGCCAAGACCGUGCGAGUCCUGCAGCGCUGCCGGGGCCACGCGCACGCACCGCUGUCCCCACUGCGGAGCCGCUCCCCGCACCGGCCCGAGGAUGCCAAGGCCGUCAGGAUCUCCACGUGCUCGGAGCAGUCCCUGAGCGUGAGGAACCCCGUGUCCACCUGGGCCUACCUGCAGCACCUGAGGGCCAUCGACAGCCAGAAGGAGCUGCUGAGGCUCUCCCGGGAGCUGGAGCCCUGA
Messenger RNA from Agelaius phoeniceus (red-winged blackbird), 2775 nucleotides. Lineage: Eukaryota; Metazoa; Chordata; Aves; Passeriformes; Icteridae. The record is from RefSeq and is a predicted model, not a curated record.